AUGUCCACCAACGGGACGUCAGAGAGUGGCUGCGAGUCCGAGGUCAGGACCGCCAACUCCACCUGCGGCCCCGAUGAUCUGUCGGUCACGGCCUCCAUCGUCUCCAUGACGGGCGGCAUCCUCUCCAACAGCCUGGCUCUCUUCGUCCUGGUCAAGUCCUACCACCGCAUCCGCCUGAAAUCCAAGGCCUCCUUCCUGCUGUUUGCCAGCGGGCUGGUGGUCACCGACCUCCUGGGCCACCUGGUCAACGGCUCGCUGGUGCUCUUCAUCCACAGCUCCCAAAAGCAGUGGGAGGCCUUUGACCCCGACCACGUGCUGUGCGGCUUCUUCGGGGCGUCCCUGGUGUUCUUUGGCCUCAGCCCUCUGCUCCUGGGCUGCACCAUGGCGGUGGAGCGCUGCCUGGGGGUCACGCGGCCCCUCUUCCACUCCACGGCCGUUGCCCCGCGUCACGUGAAGCGUCUGCUGGGGUCGGCGUGGUCGCUGGCCGCCCUGGUGGCCGGCCUGCCCCUGGCGCUGGCGAGGCCCUACCAGGUGCAGCGAUCCCGCAGCUGGUGCUUCUUCCGCGAGGGGGAGCCCCGGGACUGGCUGGACGUCUUGCUGCCGCUGGUCUUCUCCAUGCUGGGGCUGGUGGCGUUGCUGCUGUCGCUGGUGUGCAACACCCUGACCAGCUGCGCCUUGCUGCGGUCCAAGAUGCGGAGGAGGCACCGUUGCAGAGGGACCUCCUACCACUUGGAGAUGAUCGUCCAGCUUCUGGCCAUCAUGCUGGUGUCCUGUGUGUGCUGGGGCCCUUUGCUGAUCUACGUCAUCGUGUUAACCACCCAGACCCAGCCUGAACCGGCCUCCUUCAGCCUGCUGAUGAUGGUGCGCAUAGCCACAUGGAACCAGAUCCUGGACCCCUGGGUGUACAUCCUCCUGCGCAAGGCCGUGCUCCGGAAGCUCUACCUGGUGCUGCAUGGCUUCUGGAGCCCCCGGUCCCACGGCGUCCGCCACCGCAAGAGCACCCUAUUGUGGAGCUCGGCCGAGACGCGGUCCUCCAGCACAAUGCGGAACGAGUGCAUCUGCAUGGGGAGCAUGCAACAGCCCAAUGAUACGAUAAAGGCCAUCACGCCAAACAGCCAGGUUCCAGUACACCUGGCAACGCCAAGAAGUGGGAUGGCGUUAAAUUAA
This is a messenger RNA of Gadus chalcogrammus (walleye pollock), 1167 nucleotides long. RefSeq names its product prostaglandin F receptor (FP) (gene ptgfr). The coding region runs from base 1 to 1167 and encodes 388 amino acids. NCBI's taxonomy places the organism in Eukaryota, Metazoa, Chordata, Actinopteri, Gadiformes, Gadidae. The record is from RefSeq and is a predicted model, not a curated record. Gene Ontology annotation, molecular function: thromboxane receptor activity; prostaglandin F receptor activity. Gene Ontology annotation, biological process: inflammatory response; positive regulation of cytosolic calcium ion concentration; adenylate cyclase-activating G protein-coupled receptor signaling pathway. The transcript has 2 exons. Gene Ontology annotation, cellular component: plasma membrane.